Messenger RNA from Orussus abietinus, 14754 nucleotides. RefSeq names its product low-density lipoprotein receptor-related protein 2 (gene mgl). Lineage: Eukaryota; Metazoa; Arthropoda; Insecta; Hymenoptera; Orussidae. Bases 297 to 14126 code for a protein of 4609 amino acids. Gene Ontology annotation, molecular function: protein binding; calcium ion binding. The record is from RefSeq and is a predicted model, not a curated record. The transcript has 20 exons.
CGACCGCGACCGGGUGAACGCGGGCCCGCUCGAGCCAUGGACUAGAAGAGGCCUGCCUGCCGAGAAGCGCUCUCGUGCGAUCCCUGCUGGAUCCCUGUUGGAUCCUGACGGCUUGGACUGUCCCCCGGCCCGCCACCCCGCCCCGGCCACCCCUCUCGGCCUCGCCGCAAAGUGUGUCGGCAGGGUCGUGUCGCGCGUGCGCGCCCGCGAGCGCGUAGGUGUGCCCAUAGCGUGUCCGUGUGCGCGGCCGCGCUCCAGUGUCAGUGCGCUCACGAGCACGGGGGCCGCGCGGCGGGAUGGCGCGGGCUGCGGGGCCCAGGCCCCACGGGAACGACGCCGGGCCCGAGGCUCGGGCCCCUCGCCGCCCGGACUCGACGACCGCCCUGGACGCCAAGGGCCGCGCCCUGGCGGCGGCGGUGAUCCUCCUCGCCGGGACUCACCUGGCUGCUUCCCUGAGACACGGAAUCGAAUGCCCCCUGGGAAUGUUCCGAUGCCCGGAGGGCAAGUGCAUCCCGGCGUCUUGGGUCUGCAAUUACCAGAGGGACUGCGAUAACGCCGAAGAUGAGUUCCAGUCCUGUCCUCCUCCGGACUGCGACGUGGGCCAGAUUACCUGCAGCCAGUACAUCUUCAACAAGACGUACUGCAUACCGCCUCAUCAGAGAUGCGACAUGAAGGUCGAUUGCGUCGACGGGACCGACGAGGCAGGCUGCAGUUACAGGAAGUGCCAACGAGACGACUUCAGGUGCGGCGGCACCACCCCGGAGCUCUGUUUGCCGAAGGAGAAGAGGUGCGACGGGUACCUGGACUGCAGGAACGGCAAGGACGAGGAGAAGUGCGUCACCCUUUACCCCCCCUGCAGGUUAGACCAGUUCAGGUGCAACGUCACCAAGAGAUGCGUCGAGCAGAGUGCCAGGUGCAACCACAAGGACGACUGCGGGGACAAUAGCGACGAGGAGCACUGCAGCUUUCCGCCGUGCACCAGCGACCAGUUCCGCUGCGCCAACGCACUCUGCAUCCCGGUGGGGUACCAGUGCGACGGGUACAAGGACUGCGACGACGGGUCCGACGAGAAGUCCUGCACGGCGACGGUGUGUCCUGGGAAUAAAUUCAUGUGUCCGCAAGGAGCGCCCGGAGGGAAGCCGCUCUGCAUAAAUCGGUCCCAGCUCUGCGACGGCAAGGAGGACUGCGAGGACAGCGCCGACGAGGAGGCCGCUUGCUCCUCGGAUAUGUGCCCGCUGCUGAGCUGCCAGUACAACUGCCAGUCCUCCCCUGCAGGAGGGGUGUGCAUCUGCCCCGAGGGCCAGGUCCUCGCCAACGACACCAGGACGUGUACAGACAGGAACGAGUGCGCCGAGUGGGGCUUCUGCGAGCAGCUCUGCACGAACACCGAAGGCUCCUACGACUGCAGCUGCGCCCCAGGAUACGUGCUGCACGGGGACAACAAGUGUCGGGCCCAGAACGGGAGCCUGGAACUGCUGGUGGCCCAGGAACGAGCGAUCUGGCGGAUGGGAGCCACCGGCGGGGACCAGAAGCUGGUGGCCAAUACUACCGGGGCCAGCGGCGUCGAUUUCCUCUACUCCAAGAACCUCCUCUUCUGGAGCGAUCUCAAGACCCACAAGGUCCUCUCGCAGCCCCUGAACGAGAAUCCGGACAACGCGGUCAACAUGGAUAUCUACUUACCGGGGUCCUGGUCGCCGGUCGCCCUGGCGGUCGACUGGGUCGGCGAGAAGCUCUACGUGGUCGACUCGAUCGUCCAGAAGAUCGACGUCUUCGAGCUGGACGGCCGUUUCCACGGGGUGGCCCUAGGCUCCAACCUGACGAGCCCCAACGACAUCGCCUUGGACCCCACCGUGGGUAUCAUGUUCAUCGCCGACAGCAAACAGGUCCUUAGAGCCAACAUGGACGGCACGUCCUCCUUCCCCGUCGUCUCCGAGGCGGCCUACAAGGUGUCCGGGGUCGCCGCCGACAUCAUCGCCAAGAGGAUCUUCUGGUGCGACUCCCAGUUGGAUUAUAUAGAGACCGCGGACUACAUGGGUCGCGGGAGGACGAUGAUCAUCCGCGGCUCCCACGUCCCGUCCCCGGUGAGGCUCACCCUCUUCGAGAACAGGAUCUACUGGACCGACAAUACGAAGCAGGCGGUGACGAGCGUGGACAAGACUCAGGGGGUGUACUCCAUCCAGACCAUCUUCAAGACCAGCGACGCCAAGGCCAUCAAGGCCCUCCACGCCCUGGCCCAGCCCCCGGUGUCGAACCCCUGCGGGAACAACAACGGAGGGUGUCAGCACAUGUGCAUCGUCACCGCGGCAGGUGGGAGGGAAUCCGGACUGGCCUACAGGUGCGCCUGCGACAUCGGCUGGCGACUCUCGGCCGACCUCAGGUUCUGCAACCUGGUCGAGGAGUUCCUCAUGUAUUCCCAGCAGAGGUUCAUCAAGGGCCGGGUCCUGGACCCGGUGAUGGAGGGCUUCAGCGACGCCAUCCUGCCCGUCGUCUCGAGGAGGGCCCGAUUCGUGGGCCUCGACUACGACGCCCAUGAUCAGUACAUCUACUACAGCGACGUUCUCCAGGACGUCAUCUACAGGGUCCAUCAGAACGGCACCGGCAGGGAGAUCGUCCUGGCCAGCCAGAACGAGGGCGUGGAGGGACUGGCCGUCGACUGGGCCGCGAAGAACCUCUACUACAUCGACUCGAGGAAGGGUACCCUGAACGUCCUCAGCACCAGGAACGUCACCUACCGCAGGACCUUGCUGAAGAACCUGAAGAGACCGCGCGCCAUCGUGGUCCACCCGAACCACGGGUUCAUCUUCUUCUCCGAGUGGGACCGACCGGCGAACAUCAGUAGGGCCCACGCGGACGGGUCCAACCUGAUGGUCUUCAAGAACCUCACCCUGGGCUGGCCCAACGGCCUCGCGAUAGACUUCACCAAAGACAGACUGUAUUGGUGCGACGCCCUUCUGGACCACGUGGAGCACUCCAACCUGGACGGGAGCGACGUCAGGACCGUCAACUCCAGGCUCAUCAGGCAUCCCUUCUCCAUAGCGAUCCACAAGCAGUGGAUGUACAUCACGGAUUGGCGACUGGACGCCAUAAUCAGGCUCCACAAGGAAACCGGCGAGCAGGAGGCCAUCCUGGUCCGGGAACCGGCUACGAAUCGACUCUACGGGGUGAAGGUGUUCAGUCGCGACGUCCAGAGCCCUAGUGCGGGCCAUCCCUGUCAGAUAAACAACGGAGGCUGCGAGAAACUCUGUUUCGCCGUCCCCACGAACAACAGCGAGCACCCGACCAGGUUGACCAGCGUCUGCGGGUGUCCUUACGGGGAGAGGCUGAGGAGCGACGCUCGCACCUGCACGGCCGACCCCGAGGCCGAGCCUCCACUUCAGGCCUGCCCCAACAGCUGGGACUUCACCUGCGCGAACCAACGCUGCGUCCCCCAGUCCUGGGUCUGCGACGGCGACGACGACUGCCUGGACAAGAGCGACGAGAUGCAGAACUGCACCAAGCCCACCUGCGGGCCCAACGAGUUCCAGUGCCAGAACGGCAGGUGCGUGCCCCUCAGCUUCAGGUGCGACUCCGGGAACGACUGCGGGGACUACAGCGACGAGAUGGCCUGCCCGAACGUGACCUGCAGCGCGAAUCAGUUCACCUGCGAGAACAACCGGUGCAUCCCGGCGACCUGGAAGUGCGACUUGGAGAACGACUGCGGGGACAGCUCGGACGAAGGUGCCUUCUGCGCUGCCAAGACCUGCUCCUACUUCCAGUUCACCUGCCCCAGGUCGGGCCACUGCAUCCCCCAGUCCUGGGUCUGCGACGGGGACAACGACUGCUUCGACCAGCAGGACGAGAUGGACUGUCCGCCCGUCACCUGCCUCAGCACCCAGUUCACCUGCGCCGACCAGAAGAUGUGCGUCCUCGAGUCCUACAAGUGCGACGGGAUCUCCGACUGCAACGACGGCAGCGACGAGCUCGGCUGUCCUUCUCUAGCCCCAGAUCAGUGUAAUCCUGAGAAGCAGUUCCAGUGCGCCAGCUCCGUCAUCUGCAUCCCUCGCAGCUGGUACUGCGACGGGACCGUCGACUGCCAGGACAAGUCGGACGAGCCAGACACCUGUCGGCAGUCCGAGUGCCAGCCCGGGUAUCAUCGGUGCCAGAACGGUAAGUGUGUCUUCAAGGCCUACAUCUGCGACGGCAAGGACGACUGCGGGGACGGCUCCGACGAGGACACCCGACUCCAUGCCUGCGGACCCCCCGAGUUCAAGUGCGAGUCCCACGAGUGGAAGUGCCCCAAUGUGACGAAUCGCUGCGUCAACGUCACCAGCGUCUGCGACGGCAAGCCGGACUGCCCCAACGGCGCCGACGAGGGCAUCGGAUGCGACCUUGCCGAGUGCCGGUUGCAGGGAGGAUUCUGCAGCAACGGCUGCCUGCAGACCCCCCUCGGAGCCCAGUGCACCUGCCCCAUCGGUGAAGAACUGGGCCCCGAUGAAUUCACCUGCCAGGACCUGAACGAGUGCGACCCUCCCGGUCGGUGCUCCCAGAUCUGCGUCAACACCAAGGGCAGCUACUUCUGCAACUGCGUGGACGGCUACGUCCUAGAGAGGGACCGGCACACCUGCAAGGCCUUCAACCAGAGUGCGGCUUUCCUCAUCAUCUCCAACAGGCACACCAUCCUGGUGGCUGAUCUGAAGGACCAGGCUCUGGAGAGGGUCCCGAUCAACGUGGAGAACGUGGUCGCUACCGCGAGUAACAUGCACACCGGCACGAUCUUCUGGUCGGACAUGAAGCUGAAGAAGAUCUCCAGGCUGGACAGGGGCAGCGACCCCCAGGACGUCAUCUCCACUGGACUCGAUCUCGUCGAAGGCCUGGCCUACGACUGGAUUGGGCAGAACCUCUACUGGCUGGAUUCUAAGCUCAACACCAUCGAGGUCGCCAAGGAGACCGGGACCAACAGGAUGGUCCUCGUCAAGGAGAACAUCACUCAGCCCAGGGGCAUGUGCCUGGACCCCAGCCCUGGCGCCAGGUGGCUCUUCUGGACCGACUGGGGCGAGAACCCCCGCAUCGAGAGGAUCGGCAUGGACGGGACCAAUCGGUCCGUCAUCGUCAACACCAAGAUCUACUGGCCCAACGGCCUGGCCCUCGACAUCGCCACGAAGAGGAUCUACUUCGCCGACAGCAAGCUGGACUUCAUCGACACCUGUCUCUACGACGGCACCGGGAGGCAGCAGGUGCUGGGAGGGUCCCACUAUUUGUUGCAUCCCCACUCGCUGACCCUCUUCGAGGACACCAUGUACUGGACCGACCGGCAGCUCAACAGGGUGCUCUCGGCCCACAAGUUCAUGGGGUCGAACCAGACGGUGGUGUCGCACCUGAUCUCCCAGCCCCUGUCGAUCCACGUCCACCACCCGGUCCUGCAGCCCAUUACCCCGAAUCCUUGCGCCAACGCCACCUGCGCCCACCUGUGUCUACUCUCUCCCAGCAGCUCCACCGGCUACACCUGCAGGUGUCAGGUAGGCUUCAGGCUGCAGCCGGACGGUCGCUGUACCGAGGAGGAGACCCCCUACCUGAUGAUCCUACGCGGAUCCCAGAUCGUCGACGUCUCCCUCGUCGCCGGCGACUCCAAGACGGGAUACAUCACCCCCGUGGUCGGGGUCGAGGGCGGCAAGUUCAUCGACUACGACCGCAGGGAUCGCGUCAUUUACUGGCUACAGGGUAAGGACGGCGACGACGAGAACGGCACCAUCUACACGAUUCCCUACGGCGGAGGAAACCGCACCGAGUUCCCCAAUCCUGGGGGAGACAGCGGUAUCGUCGGGUCCCCGUCCACCAUGGCGCUCGACUGGCUCGGCAGGAACCUCUUCAUCGGGAAUCGCUUUGCCUCGAACAUCGAGGCGAUCAAGAUCGACGGGAAGAACCGAUACAGGACCAUCGUCCUGGCCAACGACGGGAACAGGACCUCGGUGGCCAAGCCUAGGUCCAUGUGCGUGGACCCGCUCGAGGGCCACGUCUUCUGGGUGGACGACGGCGACUUCGGGGUGCCCAUGAAGAUCGGCCGAGUCAACAUGGACGGUACCAACCCCCUGGUCCUGGUGGAGAACGCCACUAGGCUCGAGGCCAUCGCCAUCGACAUCCCGACGAGGACCAUCUACUUCAGCCAGCAGCACCCCACCUUCGUCAAGGCCAUGUCUACGGACGGCGGGAACGUCAGGACCAUCUUGUCGGCGGUGAACAAUAUCGCCCUGCCGAAGGCCUUGGCCGUUCACGAGUCCAGGUUGUACUACCUGGACCCGCUCUACGACAAGGUGGAGAAGGUGGACCUACCGGGCGGGAACAAUCCGCAGACAAUCAUCCAGAACGACUCCGAGCUGAGGACCCUGACCAUCUACAAGAAGAGGGCCACCGGGACCCAUCCCUGUCUGGUCAGCAACGGAGGCUGCGAGCAGAUCUGCCUGCCCUCUUCAGGGGGCACCAGGGUAUGCGCCUGUGGCCUGGAGUACCGCAAGGUCGACGAGACCAGGUGCGAGCCCUUCAAGACCUUCGCCGUGGUGACCCAGCUGGACGUGGCUCGGGGAUACAGCUUGAAGGACGCGAAAGAGGCCAUGGUCCCCAUAGCAGGGGUCGGGCAUCACAUCCUACACGUAGACGUCCACUACGCGGCCAACUGGAUCUACUGGGUGGAGUUCAACCGCGGGAUCUGGAACGGCAUCUUCAGGGUCAGACCGAAUGGCACGGAGAUGCAACAGGUGAUCAAGGAGGGCAUAGGCUCCAACGGCAUCCGGGGCCUGACCAUCGACUGGAUCGCCGGGAACCUGUACUUUGCGAACGUCUUCCCCCACGACAACUACGUCGAGGUCUGCUGGCUGGACGGGUCCAACCGGAAGGUGCUGGUGAAGACCACGACGGACUCGCCCAGGGAGCUGGCCGUCAACCCCAUCAAGAGGAUCCUGUACUGGAUAGACUAUGGACAGUACCCCAGGAUAGGCAAGGCGAAUCUGGACGGCAGCAACUGGACCGAGAUCGUCACCACCGGGAUUAGCACUCCUCGGGACCUGACCAUCGAUCCCAUGACCCACGACGUUUACUGGGUCGACUCCACCCUGGACACCAUCCAAAAGGUCUCGUUCACUGGGAGCAAUCAACAGGUGAUCAGGCGGAACCUGCCCAACCCCAUGGGGGUCGCCAUCUACGGCAUGGAGGUCUUCUGGGUCGACAGGAACCUGGCGACCGUCUUCAAGGCCAGCAAGCAGCCCAGUCUCGGCGUUCCCACCCUGCCGACCCCGCUCAGGACCAACCUGCAGAAGCUCCGGGACAUUGCCAUCUUCGACGAGAGCAGCCAGCCCAUGGACGGCACGAACCCCUGCAUCGCGACCCCCAACGGCGGCUGCCAGCAGCUCUGCUUCGCCUUCCCCCCGAGCUAUCCCCAGUCCUACAGGUGCGACUGCGCCACCGGGAAGCUGGCGAAGGGCGGCAAGACCUGCGAGACCAUCGACGAGUUCCUGGUGUUCGCCACCAGGACCGAGAUCCGCGGGAUCAACCUCGACCCUCGGGCGACGAACGUCCCGUUCAAGCCCGUGGGGAACCUCACCAACGUCGUCGGGGUGGACUUCGACUACGAGGACAAGAAGCUCCUCUUCACCCAGAUCAGACCCUGGGCGAAGAUCGCCUGGAUGCAGGCGGAGAGCCCCUCCUCGAGCGACAUCCACACCCUGAUCAGUAAGGGCAUCAACCCCGAGGGCAUCUCCUACGACUGGACCCAGAAGAAGGUCUACUGGACGGAUUCCUCCAACAACAGCAUCUACGCGAUGAACAUCGACGGGUCCGACCUCGUCAUGAUCGCCAGGGUCGACAGGCCCAGGGCCAUCGUCGUCGACCCCUGCAACGGGACCCUGUACUUCACCGACUGGGGCCGCUUCGGGACAUCCGGGAAGAUCUUCCGCACCACGAUGGCCGGCUCCCUGAAGAGGACCAUCAUCGAGAAGGACCUCUCCCAGCCGAGUGGCCUGGCCAUCGACUACGACGACCGGAUGCUCUACUGGACCGACGCCGUCAGGGAGAAGAUCGAGAGGUCCGACCUGGACGGCAAAAAUCGACAGGUCCUGGUCUCCGCCACCAUCUACCCCUUCGCCAUCACCGUCUUCAGGGAGCACAUCUACUGGACGGAUCUCCAGCUUAGGGGCGUCUAUCGCGCCGAGAAGCACACCGGCGCCGACAAGGUCGAGCUCGUCAAGAGGCUCGAGGACUCCCCCAGGGAUCUCCACGUCUAUUCACCUGCCAGGCAGCUCUGCAAGGUGAACCCUUGCAACAUCAACAAGGGUGGCUGCGACCAGUCCUGCCAUCCUGGGAUAAAUGGAUCAGCCGAGUGCAAGUGCGACGACGGCAGCAGACUCGUCAACGAGGGCAGGAUGUGCGUCCCUAAGAACGUCACCUGCGACGAGAGCAAAUUCGCCUGCAGGAACGGCAGGUGUUUGUCCAGGAUGUGGGCCUGCGACGGGGACGACGACUGCGGGGACGGCUCCGACGAGGACACGGUUUACUGCUCUCACCACUCGUGCAGCCCGAACGAGUUCAGGUGCAGGAACGGCAGGUGCAUCUUCAAGUCGUGGAAGUGCGACCACGAGAACGACUGCCGGGACGGCAGCGACGAGGAGGGCUGCGUGUACCCGCCCUGCGCCGCAGGUGAGUUCACCUGCGCGAACCACAGGUGCAUCCCGCAGUCGCAGGUAUGCAACGGAGUGAACGACUGCAAGGACAACGCCACCUCGGACGAGACGCACGAGCGGUGUCCCCAGAACACGACCUGCCCCCUGAACCACCUGAAGUGCGAGAAGACGAACAUCUGCGUGGAGCCCUACUGGCUGUGCGACGGCGACAACGACUGCGGGGACAACAGCGACGAGAACCCCCUGCACUGCGCCCAGCGCACCUGUCCCCAGAACAGCUUCAGGUGCCCGAACCACAGGUGCAUCCCAGCGACCUGGUACUGCGACGGGGACGACGACUGCCUCGACGGAAGCGACGAGCCCCCUGGCUACUGCCAAUCGGAGGGCCGCACCUGCUUCGGCGACCUGUUCACCUGCGACAACGGGAACUGCAUCCCCAGGAUCUACAUCUGCGACGGGGACAACGAUUGCCUGGACAACUCGGACGAGGACGACCGGCACCAGUGCAACGACAGGAAGUGCGACGAGGAGACGGAGUUCACCUGCACGGCGAACAAGGUCUGGAACCGGGCGCAGUGCAUCCCUAAAAAGUGGCUCUGCGACGGAGACCCCGACUGCGUGGACGGCGCCGACGAGAACGUCACCUUGCACCACUGCCCGGAGCCUACACCUUGUGCGGAGAACCAGUUCACCUGCGACAAUGGCCGGUGUCUUAAUCGAAACUGGCUCUGCGACCACGACAACGACUGCGGGGACGGCAGCGACGAGGGCAAGUUCUGCAACACCCAGUACAAGAAGUGCACCACCCUGGAGUACACCUGCCAGAACUUCAAGUGCAUCAGGAGGCAGUUCCGCUGCGACGGGCAAGAUGACUGUGGGGACCGCUCGGACGAAGUCGGGUGUCCUACCAAGGGGAAGAACAAUACCUGCGCCCAGCAGGGCGAGUUCAUGUGCGCCAGCGGAAGCUGCAUCGACCAGAGGCUCGUCUGCAACAAGGAGCCCGACUGCGCCGACGAGAGCGACGAGCCUGCCCACUGCAACGUCGACGAGUGCGCCAGGGUGGAGUUGAACCAGUGCGGGCACUACUGCGUGGAUACGCCCACGAGUUACUACUGCGAGUGCAAUCCUGGAUACAAGCUCCUGGAGGACGGGAAGGCCUGCGCGGACGUCGACGAGUGCAUAGAGACUCCCCAGGUGUGCAGCCAGCAGUGCGAGAACACCCCUGGAGGGUUCUACUGCAAGUGCAACGAGAAAUGGUACGAGAGGGCCGCCGACGAGCACACCUGCAAACGCAGGGACAACUCCGAGCCAUGGCUCAUCUUCACCAACAAGUACUACGUCAGGAACAUGUCCAUCGACGCCACCAGGUAUAGCCUGAUGCACCAGGACCUGAUCAACGUGGUCGCCCUGGACGCCGAUUACGCGAACGAGAUGCUCUACUUCUGCGACGUCACGGCUAAGACGAUAUACAGAGCUCCACUUAACGGAGGCGAGAAGGAGCCCAUCAUCCGGCACGACAGUCACGGAUUGGAGGGCAUCGCCAUAGAUUGGGUCGGUAGGAAGAUCUACUGGCUGGAUAGGCACUCGAAACACCUGGACGUGGCCGAGCUGGACGGGACCAACCGGAAGACCCUCAAGUCCGAGAUCGCGGACCCUAGGGCCAUCGUGGUGCAUCCCGGCACCGGGUACCUCUACUUUACCUCCUGGCACUUGCAGGCGUACAUCGGGAAGAUGGGGAUGGACGGCAGCAACUUCACGACGAUCCUGACCUGGGAGGACGACAUCGCCUGGCCGAACGCCCUGACGAUCGACUACUUCACCGACCGGAUCUUCUGGGCGGAUGCUCACCUGGAUUACAUAGCUUUCGCGGACCUGGAUGGUCAUCAUCGUCGCAUCGUCCUGUCGGGUCCGAAGGUGCCGCACAUCUUCGCCCUGACCGUCUUCGACGACUUCAUAUACUGGACCGACUGGAACCUGAAGGCGAUAAGCAGGGCGGAGAAGUUCUCCGGGGCGCAGUUGAGGCUCCUCAGGAACACCACUCAUAGGCCCUACGACAUCCACGUGUACCAUCCGCUUCGCCAGCUCCCUUACAACAACCCCUGUGCCCAAAACAACGGAGGGUGCUCUCACCUGUGCCUGAUCUCUCCCCCUGCCAGCUCCUAUCUCCUGGAAGGGUACGGCCAGCCCGGCAUCACCUCCUACAAGUGCAAGUGCCCCAACCAGUUCGUCCUGGACAAGGACGGGAAGACCUGCAUCGCCAACUGCACCGCUGGCCAGCACCACUGCGGUCCACCUGACGAGAAGUGCAUCCCCUGGUUCUGGAAAUGCGACGGCGAGCAGGACUGCAAGGAUGGAUCCGACGAGCCCAUCAGCUGCCACCCUCGCAACUGCAGGCCCGGGGUGUUCCAAUGCACCAAUGGAAACUGCACGUCCAGUGCCACGGUUUGCGACGGAGCCGACGACUGCGGGGACAGGAGCGACGAGGCCAACUGCUCGGCCGACUGUCCGGAGCUGGAGUUCAAGUGCAAGUCCAACGGCAGGUGCAUCCACGACUCGUGGAAGUGCGACGGGGACGCGGACUGCAAGGACGGCAGCGACGAGGACCCCGCGAUCUGUCAUAACAGAGAGUGCGACCCCAACACCGAGUUCAAGUGCAAGAACGGCAAGUGCAUCCCGAAGCUCUGGAUGUGCGACUUCGACAACGACUGCGGGGACGACAGCGACGAGCCCGCCUACAUGUGUCGGCAGAAGAACUGCACCACCGGGUGGCAGCGUUGUCCAGGUCACGCGAAUUACAGGUGCAUCCCGAAAUGGCUGUUCUGCGACGGGAAGGACGACUGCAGGGACGGGUCCGACGAACGACCCGAGAGCUGCCCCAAGUGCGACCCUGAGUCCGACUUCAAGUGCGCCAAUAAUCGCUGCGUCCCGAAACAAUGGCUCUGCGACUUUGCCGACGACUGCGGCGAUGGGAGCGACGAGGCCGAGGCGAUCUGCAAGUCCAAGUACAGGAGCUGCUCCGAGUCGGAGUUCAGGUGCAACAACGGGAAGUGCAUCGCCUCGAGGUGGAGGUGCGACAUGGAGGACGACUGCGGGGACAACAGCGACGAGAUCGAGUGCACGACCUUCGUCUGCAUGUCCUUGUCCUUCCAAUGCAGCAGCGGACACUGCAUCCCCGAGUACCUGACCUGUGACGGGACGCGGGAUUGUCGGGACAUGAGCGACGAGGUCGGCUGCUCCCCCAGGUACCCGAACGGGAGGUACUGUCCCGAGUCGAGGUUCCAGUGCGCCAACAACCUCUGCGUCUCCCUCUCGGACAGGUGCGACGGCACCGACGACUGCGGCGACGCCUCCGACGAGACUCUCGCGAUGUGCGCGAACUUCGUCUGCGACACCAAGAAGCGGUUCCAGUGCAACAACCACAAGUGCAUCGCCCGGUACCAGCUCUGCGACGGCAUCGACAACUGCGGGGACGGCUCCGACGAGAACAACAUGACGAUGUGCGCGACCAGGGUGCGACCUUGCGACAUCAUCACGGAGUACCAGUGCGCGAAUAAGAAGUGCAUAGACCGGCACAAGGUCUGCGACUAUGCCGACGACUGCGGGGACUCCUCCGACGAGCUGGGCUGCCACCCGAACAAGCAUUGCGGCGAGGGCAACAAGGGUGGGUGCGCCCACUAUUGUCACAACAUCACCGAGGGCGGGUACAUCUGCGCCUGCUACCCUGGGUACAUCAUCUCCCAGGACAACCGGAAGCAGUGCGAGGACAUCGACGAGUGCAAGACCGGGCAGCACCACUGCUCGCAGCUCUGCGCUAACCUGAACGGCACGUACUCCUGCUCCUGUCGGCAAGGAUUCCGUCUGACCGACAACCAGAGCGGCGUCUGCAGGGCCGACGACGAGGACUCCGUGCUGGUCUUCGGGGACGGAUCAGAGAUCCGAGCCUACAACCUGCACAAACGCGAGGUCACCGACGUCCUGACCCAGGAGAAGAGGGUCCAGUCCAUCGACUUCGAUCCGAGGGCUGAGUACAUAUACUGGAUCGACUCCUACGACAAGACGAUCAAGAGGUCGUACAUGAUCAACGCGAGGUACGGCGAGGUGAAGAAGGGCUACGCGCAGGAUCUGAAGACGAAGUCGAAGGCCUGGCCUACCAGUAUAGCUGUGGACUGGGUGGCCGAGAACCUGUACUGGACCGAGGUGGACAACUCCGGCGCCCUGCCAAAGGGUCGCAUCGUGGUGGCCAAGUCGGACAGCAGGUACAGGAGGAGCCUCAUCACCGAGGGCAUCGAGACGCCGACGUCGAUCGCGGUGGACCCCGAGAAGGGGAUGCUGUACUGGGCGAACACUGGAGCGGAGCCGAUGAUCGAGGCUGCCUGGAUGGACGGGAUGAGCGACCGGAAGCCGCUCGUCGGCGACAAGAUCGCCUCCCCCAGGGCCCUGACCAUCGACUACGCCAUGGACCACACCAUCUACUGGGCGGACGAGAAGCUGAACACCAUAGAGUCCAUCAGGCCCGAUGGCACGAACCGCAGGAUCGUUAUGUCGAAGGAAAAUGCGAAACACCCUGGCUUCCUGGACGUCUUCGAGAGCAGCCUCUACUGGGUGACGAUGGAGGGCGAGCUCUAUCGGCAGGACAAGUUCGGCAGGGGCGUCAAGGAGCUCCUGAUCGAGGACAUCUUGACGCAGAGCGACCUGAAGGUGUACCACCCGCUCAGGUACAACACCACCUUGAGGAACCCUUGCUCCGGGUACCCGUGCUCCCACCUCUGCGUCAUCAAGCCCAGGGGCUACACCUGUCUGUGCCCCGACAACACGAGGACGAAGCAACCGGGCUUCGUCGGCGAGAGGGUCUGCGACGCCCCGGCCGAGAGGCCCAGGCCCGCACCCAGGGUAUGCCCCUGCCAGAACGGGGUCUGCACAGAGGCCAGCGAGGAUGAGAUGCUCUGCCUCUGUCCCCACAACUUCCAGGGGAGGUACUGCGAGAUCGGCCUGGUCGCCGCCAGGGCCGGGGGCUCCACAGCCGCCAUCGUGGUGCCGAUCGUCGUCGCCAUCCUGAUGCUCCUCGGCGCCGCGGCGGUCAUCUUGGUGCUGAAGAAACGGCCCUUCGGAAAACCCGGAGGUCUAGGGGGAUUGACCGGUGCCCAGAGCGUGUCCUUCAGGCAAGGCAGCAACGUGGAGUUCGGAGGAUCUUCUAACGAGAGGAUGGAACCGCUGGACGUGGAGUACAACCUGAGCGACGUGAGCAACAAGAACCGCGACUUCAGCAACCCCAUGUACGACGCGGUCAACAUGGAGACCGGUGGUACCAACGGUACCGGGGCCAGCAGCAUUUACGAGGUCCCAGCCGAGGUCAAGCCCUCCAGCGUGCAGCACAAAGAGCCCCCCCAGCUGCACCUGAAGAGGCGCGAGCUCGACCCCACGCCCAUCGACCUGGGCAAGGACACCCAGCAGCUGGUCGAGGAGGACAAGUCCGAGUGCUAGGUGGAAAGGAGACCUCGAAGAGCAGCCCGAGUGCGUAGAGACGUUUGGAAUCGAUUCGAAAGAACCUCGAGGCUCCUUCACCCUGAAGAGGACCCUGAAGAGGACUCUGAAGAGCCGCCUUCCUCUUGCGCGAUCCCCCCGAGACUCGGCACGUGGAUUCGCUCUCGAGGUAGGCUUUCGAGAAGGUAAACGAAGGUAUCUUAGAUCUUAACCACUAGGUUCUCGAGUCCUCGAGGAAGAGCCUGCGCGUUUCGAUGGGCAGCUAGAAUGAGAGCCUCGAAGUUCGACCCUCGGUAUGGAUUUCGACUAUUAAUUUAACCCCCGGGACCGGGGUGGAGGGAAAUCGCGACCCCUGCCUCCCUGAAUUCAUUCCCCAGGUGUCAAGGUCUCUCUUCGGCGUUUCCGUCCAAUCUCCCUCAUUCUUUUUUUUUUUUCUCGCUCGUCUUCCCGGAGAGGCUUCAUCGUUCUCCAUCAUCGAUUGGCGGACCACAAGAGAUGAGAGAAAAGGGAAAUAAAAAAAUAUAAAUAGGAAAUAGAGUCGCAUGUCCCCCGCGUCCCGUGGGCGUGAUCUGUAAGUCUUGUAAAUAUAUAAAGGUAACCGCGAACGGUGGGUUCCCCAAGUGUUGUA